Messenger RNA from Diaporthe citri, 1695 nucleotides. RefSeq lists its product as uncharacterized. Gene Ontology annotation, biological process: secondary metabolite biosynthetic process. The coding region runs from base 1 to 1695 and encodes 564 amino acids. Gene Ontology annotation, molecular function: oxidoreductase activity, acting on CH-OH group of donors; flavin adenine dinucleotide binding. The record is from RefSeq and is a predicted model, not a curated record. The transcript has 9 exons. Lineage: Eukaryota; Fungi; Ascomycota; Sordariomycetes; Diaporthales; Diaporthaceae.
AUGGCUUUCCUCAGAAGCGUAGUCCUCGUACAGGCCUUACUUCUGACCAUCGAACGUACAGUAGCAAAGCCCAUUCCCCUCAUUACGAGGCAGACAAUUGAAGACCAGUAUGACUUCGUCAUCUGCGGAGGCGGAACAGCUGGGCUCGUCCUCGCCAACCGACUGACUGAGUCUGGGGGCCAACGAGUCCUUGUCCUGGAGGCUGGGAGCACGAUCGACUGGAACUUUGUCACUGUCCCGCAGAUCGGGCUAGAAGGUCGGCAGCUGCAGUAUCUUCGUGGCAAGGCCGGUGGUGGAUCUAGCUCCACUAACGGAUGGGGCUGGGAGGAUGUGUAUCCCCUCUUUGUCAAGAGCACUCACCUCAAUGAGCCCGAGAAUGCCGAAUAUGCCCAGGCCAACCGGUUUGACCAGACUUUCCAAACCUAUGACGCCGAGGCUUAUGGUGACGGGCCCCUUCAGCUUAGCUACCAAGGCUACGUAACCGAUUCAAAUGUCGGCUUCAUGCGCGCCCUAGAGGCAGUAAACGUUCCGGUCGUGAACGAGCUCAACACUGGAAACGCCACGGGAGUCAAGCAGGGUUUGGGCACACUGGACAACAGGCUGCGCCGGAGUUCUAGCUUCGACAGCUUCUACAGACAGGCCCAAAAUCGAACUAACUUGGAUGUUCUUUUUAACGCUCCUGUGUCGGAACUGGUCUUGGAUACGGAUGGUGACACCCCGACCGCAACUGGUGUCGUCUUUGUGGACCAGAAUACCGGCUUGAUCCACCAAGUCAGUGCGUCCAAGGAAGUCAUCCUGAGCAUGGGUGCUUUUCAUUCUCCUCAGCUGUUGAUGCUCUCGACACCGCUGGUCGUGAACGAGAACGUUGGGCGCAAUCUCAAUGAUCACAGCGUGUUCAGCAUCAUGGCCACUGCACGGCCCGAGUCUUCUACGACAGAAAUGUCCGCGACCGUGGAGAAUCUGCAGGAGGCCCAAACUCAAUUCUUUUCAAACCUUUCCGGACCAUAUACGGCUCCGUCUGGUAUUACGAAUGGCUUUAAGAAAUUUUCGGAAGAAGAGAUCCAAGCGCUUAGUCUGACCGAGAUUGUCACUCGCAACCUCGCGAAUCAGAACCAUAUCGAGUACCUCUACGAGAGCGUGUGGUAUCCUUGGAUCCCAACGCCUUUCUAUGCACCCCAGGACGGUGAAUCUUACAUUUCACUCACCGCCAGCUCGAUGGUGCAACUGUCACGAGGGAAUGUCAGUCUGCGGUCGAGUUCCAUGUCUGACCCGCCAGUCAUCAACCCCAAUUACUAUACCGAAGAGACCGGCACAGACCGGGCCGUCGCCAUCGAGUCAUUCCGAGACCUGCGCCGGAUCCUGGCCCACCCGGAGCUGUCGCAGUACACCGUCGGGCCCAACAACGGCGAGGUGAGCCCGGGCGUCGAGAACGUCUCAGACGACGACGAGGACGCCAUCUUCGAGUACGUCAAGGCCAACACGUUCCCGAACUGGCACGCAUCUGGAACAGUGCAGAUGCUGCCCCUCGAGGACGGGGGCGUGGUUGAUUCGCGCCUGAGGGUCUACGGCGUGGACUCGUUGAGGGUCAUCGACUGCAGUGUCAUGCCGAUUCUGCCGGAUGUUAAUAUUCUUGCGGCUGUGUACAUGGUUGCGGAGAAGGGGGCGGAGCUGAUCAAGGAGGACUGGGCUGCUUGA